UGUAGAAGAAAAAGACCCAGUAGUGUUAUACUGGGAGCAACGUGUCCCGAUCAGGCUUUCCAUCUAAUUUUACUAAAUUCACAACGAAGGAUGCGGGAAUGUUAGUUGCUCCCGUGUUUUAAUAGUAGUUUUUUUAUACGUUGUACCUGUGCGGUGCCCUUUGAUCAGCCAAACAAAGCGAGCCCAGGUUUUAUUUUAGCCGUUUUUCUCCAGUAUCCGUUAAAAAAAAGGACACUUUCUGGACCUAAUGUUGUUGUGAGUUCAAAGCAGCCUUCUGUAAAGCUACAGCUUAAGAUGAAUCUCCAGUUUCUUUUGAUAGCAGUUUUGGCAGCGGUCCUCAGAGGCAGCUUGGCUCAGCAAGAUGCCAGCAGCUGCAUCAAGGCGAACGCACAGUCAUGUGGGGAAUGCAUCCAAGUCUCCGAGACAUGCGGGUGGUGCUCUGAUGAAAAUUUCCUCACGAUUGGUUCUCCCAAGUCAGCCCGUUGUGACGACCUGGAGUCCCUGAAGGAAAGAAAAUGUAAACAAAUUGAAAACCCGCGUGGAAGCAUCACCGUCGACAAGGACAGACCAGUCACGGUUCGCAAGGACAGGACUGAGAAACUGAAACCUGAGCAGAUCACCCAGAUCCAGCCUCAGAAACUCACCCUGAAACUCCGAUCUGGUGAGCCGCAGACCUUUAAGCUGAAAUUCAAGCGUGCUGAGGACUACCCCAUUGACCUGUAUUACCUGAUGGACCUCUCAUACUCUAUGAAGGACGACUUGGAAAAUGUUAAGAACCUUGGCACCGACCUAAUGAGGGAAAUGCAGGACAUCACCACAGACUUCAGGAUUGGUUUUGGGUCUUUCGUUGAGAAGACAGUCAUGCCCUACAUCAGCACAACCCCGGCCAGGCUGCUGAACCCGUGCUCCGGCCACAACUGCACCAGCCCCUUCAGCUACAAGAACGUCCUAAAGCUCACCAAAAACGGAGACGAAUUCAACCAGCUUGUGAGCCAGCAGCAGAUCUCUGGCAACCUGGACUCCCCAGAGGGGGGGUUUGACGCCAUCAUGCAGGUGGCAGUGUGCGAGAAGCAGAUCGGCUGGAGGAACGUCACCCGUCUGCUGGUGUUCUCCACUGACGCGGGUUUCCACUUCGCAGGAGACGGGAAACUGGGUGGGAUCGUCCUGCCCAACGACGGGAAGUGUCACCUGGAGAACAACAUGUACACCAUGAGCCACUACUAUGAUUACCCGUCCAUCGCUCAUCUGGUUCAGAAACUAAGCGAAAACAACAUCCAGACGAUCUUUGCGGUAACUGAGGAGUUCCAGUCGGUUUAUAAGGAGCUCAAAAACCUAAUUCCCAAGUCAGCUGUUGGAAUGCUGUCCUCCAAUUCCAGCAACGUGAUCAAACUCAUCAUCGAUGCCUACAACUCAUUAUCUUCUGAAGUCACUCUUGAAAACGGGAAGCUGCCAGAUGGAGUUGCUAUUUCCUAUAAGUCCUUCUGCAAGAACAACGUGGUCGGAACAGACGAGAACGGCAGGAAAUGCUCCAACAUCUCCAUCGGAGACGAGGUCUUUUUCCAGAUUACUGUAACAUCGGAAAAAUGCCCAUCUACUGGGAAGCAGGAAUCCUUUAAAAUCAAACCUCAGGGCUUCCAAGAGGAGGUAGAAAUAGUUCUGGAUUUCAUCUGUGAUUGUGAAUGUGCUGCGAAGGGAGAGACCAACAGUAAGAAGUGCUCCAAAGGCAAUGGCACCUUUGAGUGCGGCGCCUGCAAGUGUAACGAGGGUCGCAUCGGCCUGGAGUGCGAGUGCAGCAAAGACGACGUCCGAACCGACGACCUGGACGCCAGCUGCCGAAAGGACAACGGCACCGACAUCUGCAGCAACAAUGGCGACUGCGUCUGCGGUACCUGCGAGUGCAGGAAGCGGGCCAAUCCUGCAGAGGUUUACAGCGGCCAGUACUGCGAAUGUGACAACUUCAACUGCGACCGUUUCAACAACAAGCUCUGUGGAGGUAACGGGCGCUGCGAGUGCAGAAAGUGCAUCUGUGAUGCCAACUACACGGGCAAUGCCUGCGAGUGCCCGAUGGAUACCUCAACCUGCCUCGCCAAAAACGGACAGGUCUGCAAUGGGCGCGGCAAAUGUGAAUGCGGGACCUGCAUGUGCACCGACACCAAAUUUCAGGGCCCCACCUGCGAAGUCUGUCCUACCUGUCCGGGUGUUUGCCCAGAGCACAAGGAUUGUGUGCAGUGCCUGACCUUCCAAAGUGGUGAGAAGAAGGACACCUGUAGUGAGGACUGCAAGAAGAUCCUCCUCAAAAAGGUACCAGAGAGGGACAACCUACCUCAGCCUAAUGACCAGUCCUUCCCACUCACCUUCUGCAAGGAGAGGGACGAGAAUGACUGCUGGUUCUACUUCACCCUCGCUGUCAGGGACGACAUCAAGGAGGUCCAUGUCGUGGAAAAGCCUGAGUGCCCAGCUGGUCCUGACAUCAUCCCCAUCGUGGCGGGUGUUGUCGCUGGCAUUGUGAUGAUCGGCCUUGCGCUCCUGCUCAUCUGGAAGCUCCUCAUGAUCAUUCAUGACCGCAGAGAGUUUGCCAAGUUUGAGAAGGAGAAGAUGAACGCCAUCUGGGACACGGGUGAGAAUCCCAUCUACAAAAGCGCUGUCACAACUGUGGUUAACCCGAAGUACGAGGGGAAAUGAUUGAGCUUCUCUCUCCUUUGUGACGACACUGUACAUGAGGAGGAAAAUGGCCGAGGGAAGGAAGCCGAGGGGAUCGAGCAGGGGGGGGUUUUAUACAACAAUGUUCACUGUUUGUCGUCGUAGUGGCCAAAUGAUAGAUGCAUCCUACCACUGUUUUUCAUAACUUGUUUUGAUUUUCUUUGCUUUAUCUUUGUAAAAAGUCUGGAUUUUAGAAAGAAUGUUUUUUUUUUAAUGGAAAAGCUAAGGGGUGCCUUUACCUUUUACUGAACCCUCCUCUGGAGGGUUGCUCUGUUCAGUGGGAGGGAAUCAAUCCGUCACCGGGAAAAGAAUCAAAUAUUUUAAGAUGGAUCUGCCGUCUGACUAAAGGUCAGAGGAAUAAGGAGUUUGUUUUUAAACCUGCAUGUAUGAAAUGAAAUGUGUACAGUCUGUUUGGGGCUCUAUGUAAAGCCAUAUAUGAAUCUAAAA
Cyprinodon tularosa is the source of this 3147-nucleotide messenger RNA. RefSeq names its product integrin beta-1-like. Lineage: Eukaryota; Metazoa; Chordata; Actinopteri; Cyprinodontiformes; Cyprinodontidae. The coding region runs from base 295 to 2682 and encodes 795 amino acids. Gene Ontology annotation, cellular component: integrin complex; focal adhesion; cell surface. The transcript has 16 exons. Gene Ontology annotation, biological process: cell-matrix adhesion; cell migration; cell adhesion mediated by integrin. The record is from RefSeq and is a predicted model, not a curated record. Gene Ontology annotation, molecular function: C-X3-C chemokine binding; collagen binding involved in cell-matrix adhesion; fibronectin binding.